Messenger RNA from Cantharellus anzutake, 615 nucleotides. RefSeq lists its product as uncharacterized. Bases 166 to 492 code for a protein of 108 amino acids. Gene Ontology annotation, molecular function: acireductone dioxygenase [iron(II)-requiring] activity. The record is from RefSeq and is a predicted model, not a curated record. The transcript is spliced from 3 exons. NCBI's taxonomy places the organism in Eukaryota, Fungi, Basidiomycota, Agaricomycetes, Cantharellales, Hydnaceae. Gene Ontology annotation, biological process: L-methionine metabolic process.
GUUGCUUUAGAGACACUGAGGAUCUUUGCUGGCCGAUUUCACCUCAGAACUAGGAGCCAGAGAUAGACAGGAUCGCAGCGGAAAGAGUCUUUAAAACCCGAGAUAUCAUUAAUAAGAUUCUACCUGAGACCAAGCUAGCUCAAAACGAACAUCUACACGAAGAUCAUGUUGCACUGGCUCCACAUACAUCAAACUCCCCUGCUAGAGUUGAAGUCGGACGCCUGGAUCAGGAUCCUUGCCUUUCCUAGCGAUUUGUUGGUCCUUCCAGCAGGUAUUUACCACCGCUUUACACCGGAUGAAAGCAAUGCUAUCAAAGCAUUGUGCCUUUUCAAGGUGAGAGAGAAGCCGGGGUUAACGUUUUUCAGGACUCGCGUCCUCGUCCUCGUCCUCGUCCCACGCACGGCCCAUGGUCACUAUACGAUCACUUUGCCUUCAAAUGGUUCAAUGACCCGUGCAGUUCUCAGUAAAAUGUUUCGCGGGGGUGACAUUUAAGCAUGGCCAAUAGUUACGUUCCGGAAAGUUAGGUCAGUCAGGAGAGGGGAUCGAAAAUCGCACCAUGAAUAUCUUGUAUUAGCUAUGGAUUUGGCCCUGGAAUUAUAUGCAUGAUUACUGCAA